AUGUCUCAAGAUAAUUUCAACGUCGCUCAUUGUGGUUCAGCGGAAUCACGUCGCCUCUCUGCGUCAGAGGAGGCAGAAAUACUUGAGUCGUGGAAGCCUCAACGAAGAGUUCAUGAGCUGGACAUCAAGUGCAGAACUUAUAAGGAGUACAACUUUAAGCUCCAAUCACAGGUAAAGAUACUUCAGCAGAGCUUAAAAGUUAUGAGGGCUGAGAAAACCAUGCUGCAGGAGUCGGUCAGUGAAAACACAGAGAUAAAGAAAGAACUGACCCAGGUCUUGAACCUUCUGUCCAAGGAAAAAAGUUUCAGGGAUAAAAAUGACACUUACAUAAGAAAGCUGGAAGAGAAGUUGGGUUUGAAUGAAGAGAAUGAAAAUAUGACUGCUGGGCUGCUCCAGUUCAAAUCUCUAAGUGAUACACAAAAAACUGAAAUUGAAAAUCUGAAAGCAGCAGUGCAGGAUCUAGAGGAAAAUGAGAGGAUCCUGAGGGACAACCUCACUGCUGAACACGACCGACUAAAAUCUCUCAGAGAGGAAAAACACACAGAGGUUGAACAGCUGAGGGCAGAACUGCAGAGUCUUCAGGACAAUGAGAUGAUUCUGAAUGAGCAGAACAAGAAUCUCACUGCUGACAUGGCCCAACUUGAAUGCUUCAAUGUGAAAAAACAUGCAGAGGUUAAACAGCUGAGGGCAGAACUGCAGAGUCUUCAGGACAAUGAGAUGAUUCUGAAUGGGCAGAACAAGAAUCUGACUGCUAACAUGGCCCAACUUGAAUGGUUCAAUGCGAAAAAUCAAGCAGAGGUUAAACAGCUGAGGGCAACAGCAUUUGACUCUGAGCAUUGCGCAGAGGAGGCUCAGCAAGACCACAGUGAUGAAGAUGAGUUAUUACAGAAGGUGGUCAGACUGCAGACAGAAAACAAAAAUCUGUUAGCAGCGGUGCAGGACCUACAGGCAAAUGAGAAGAUCCUGAGGGACAACCUCACUGCUGAACGUGACCAUAUGAAAUCUCUCAAAGAGAAAAAACAUGCAGAGGUUGAACAGUUGAGGGCACAACUGCAGAGUCUUCAGGACAAUGAGAUGGUUCUAAAUGAGCAGAACAAGAAUCUCACUGCUGACAUGGCCCAACUUGAAUGCUUCAAUGCGAAAAAACAUGCAGAGGUUAAACAGCUGAGGGCAGAUCUGCAGAGUCUUCAGGACAAUGAGAUGGUUCUAAAUGAGCAGAACAAGAAUCUCACUGCUGACAUGGCCCAACUUGAAUGCUUCAAUGCGAAAAAACAUGCAGAGGUUGAACAGCUGAGGGCAGAUCUGCAGAGUCUUCAGGACAAUGAGAUGGUUCUAAAUGAGCAGAACAAGAAUCUCACUGCUAACGUGGCCCAACUUCAGUGCCUCUAUGCGAAAAAUCAGGCAGAGAUUGAACAGCUGAGAACAACAGCGUAUGACCUUGAACAAUGCGCAACAGAGCCUCAGCAAGACUGUAGUGUUGAAAAUGAGCUACUACAGAAGGUGGCUGCAUUGCAGACAGAAAACGAAAGCCUGUUAGCAGCAGUCCAGGAUCUACGGGAAAAGAAGAAGCUCCUGAGGGACAACCUCACUGCUGAACACGACCGACUAAAAUCUCUCAAAGAGGAAAAACUUGCAGAGGCUGAACAGUUGAGGGCAGAAUGGCAGAGUCUUCAGGACAAUGAGAUGGUUCUAAAUGAGCAGAACAAAAAUCUCACUUCUGACAUGGCCCAACUUGAAUGCUUCAAUGCGAAAAAACAUGCAGAGGUUGAACAGCUGAGGGCAGAACUGCAGAGUCUUCAGGACAAUGAGAUGAUUCUAAAUGAGCAGAACAAGAAUCUCAGUGCUAACGUGGCCCAACUUGAAUGCCUGUAUGUGAAAAAUCAAGCAGAGAUUCAAAAACUGAAAGCAACAGUGUAUGACCUUGAGCAAUGCGCAGAGGAGGUUCAGCAAAACCACAGUGCUGAAGAUGAGCUAUUGCAGAAGGUGGCCAAACUGCAAACAGAGAACAAAAACCUGUUAGCAGCAGUCCAGGAUCUGCAGGUAAGGGAGACCUCUCUGUACGAGCAGAAUAAGAACAUAUGUGCCGAACUGGCACUGGCUGAAUCUCUUAUAGAAAAAAAACAGGCAGAGAAUAGAUAUCUGUGGUCAGAAGUUAAUGAUCUACAGGAAAAUGUGAAAAUCUUAAAUGAGAAAACUGAGAGCCUGAUGGCUGAGGUGGCCCACCAUGAAUCUCUGCGAGAGAAAAAACAAGGUGAGAUUGAAAGUCUGAGGGCAGCAGUAUGUGAACUUCAGUGUCAAGUAAGAGAAGCUCAGGAAGUUAACAGAGAUGUGGAUGAGGUAAUGCAGAAGCUGACUCACGUUGAAUCUCUUAUGGAGAAAAAACAGGCAGAGAUCAAACAGUUGGGGCUAGCACUGCAUGAUCUUCAGGAAAAAGAAGGAUUUCUGAAUAAGCAGAAUGAGAGCAUGGCUGAUGAACUGGCCCGACUUGAGCCUCUGGCAGAGAAACUAAACGAAAAGAACAAAAACCUGAAGAUAACUGUACAAGAUCUUCAGUGCCAGCUGGAGGAGGCUAAAAUACUAAUCUGGAAUAAAGAUGAGCUAAUAAGAAAGCAAGAGAGGGAAACUGCUUAUAAGCAGGAGCUGAUAGAGGAGCUUUAUAUCAGCACAACUGACAUGAAACAGUCAAUCCAUGAGCUUAAAGAGCUGAUAGAGACGAGGCAGGAGGAGAAUAUAUUAGGCGAUGUCAAUUUCAGAGAGGAGUCUAGAAAUGCUGAAAAUACAGAACAACUGGACUCCCCUGAGGAGCAGACCCAUGAGAGCCUCCUGGUUCCGACCGGAAGUUUGUGGCGUCGCUAUACUAAAGGUUUACUGAAAGUAGGUUUGCAUAUUGGCAUUACCACUGCAGGUCUAUUUAUUCCUGUGGGUAUCCUGGCCAGCCAAGUGACUGCCAACUGCAAUACAGUCCAUAACUGCUGCCCGUCAGACUGUGCCUACCAGCUCCUAGAGCCCUACUACAACUUCCUACAAACAGUUCCUCAUCCCUUCUAAGACAAGCAACAUAACCUAAUCUAAUCUAUCUAACACCCUACCCUACCUACCGACC
Messenger RNA from Morone saxatilis (striped sea-bass), 3103 nucleotides. Its product is annotated as putative leucine-rich repeat-containing protein DDB_G0290503. NCBI's taxonomy places the organism in Eukaryota, Metazoa, Chordata, Actinopteri, Moronidae. The coding region runs from base 1 to 3048 and encodes 1015 amino acids. The record is from RefSeq and is a predicted model, not a curated record. The transcript has a single exon.